Messenger RNA from Aricia agestis (brown argus), 1151 nucleotides. RefSeq names its product zinc finger protein GLIS3-like. Lineage: Eukaryota; Metazoa; Arthropoda; Insecta; Lepidoptera; Lycaenidae. Gene Ontology annotation, cellular component: nucleus. The record is from RefSeq and is a predicted model, not a curated record. Bases 58 to 1137 code for a protein of 359 amino acids. The transcript is spliced from 4 exons. Gene Ontology annotation, biological process: regulation of transcription by RNA polymerase II; smoothened signaling pathway. Gene Ontology annotation, molecular function: RNA polymerase II cis-regulatory region sequence-specific DNA binding; DNA-binding transcription factor activity, RNA polymerase II-specific.
AUUAUAAGCGGCGCGGCGGCGGCGCGGUGUACAAUCGCGGCCCGCUCAGUGAUCGCAAUGCUAGUGUUUCCGCAGUGGAGGAGUCAGACGCCCGCGGGCUGUAGGGUCCAGAGAUGGGUGCCGGCGGAGAUCGCGCCCUACCUCGCCCGCCCGCUGCCGCCGCCGCUGCCGCCACAGGACGACGACGAUGAGUCCACAGGCGGUUCGUCCCCCGACCGCAUGGACGAUGACAACGCGUGCGGGUGGCGCGGGUGCGGCGCGCGCUUCCCGAGCGUCGCGCGGCUGUCCGCGCACGUAGCGAGGGUGCAUGCGCAGGCGCAUAGCGACGGCCUUUUCUAUUGCCAGUGGAUGGGGUGCGCGAGACCGCAGAGAGGAUUUAAUGCUAGGUAUAAGAUGUUGGUACACGUCCGCACGCACACAAACGAGAGGCCUCACACAUGCAAUCAGUGCCACAAGAGUUUCUCCAGGGCUGAAAACUUGAAAAUACACCUCCGGUCACACUCUGGAGAGAAACCUUAUGUCUGUCCAUAUGAGGGUUGUGGCAAAGCGUAUUCAAAUUCCAGUGACCGUUUCAAGCACACCCGCACACAUACAGUCGACAAACCCUACUGCUGCAAGGUUCCCGGUUGCAACAAGCGAUAUACAGAUCCGUCCAGCUUGAGAAAGCAUGUCAAAACGUAUAAGCACUUCACGAGCGAGAGGGACACGCAGAAGGAGUCCUCAGAUGAGCGACAGAGCCCCGACAGCCCGAGAGAGAAACUACAAAACACGUCACCGAUUCACCUGUACAGUCCCGUAGCGAAAAUACCUUACAGUAUAAGCACCUCAGUACCUUACAGAUAUGUGCCCAAACUGGACGCAUACAACUACGAACCUUACUACCCCCUAAGAGUACCCAUAAGAGAGAUGAGCUACGUCCAAUACUCGCAGAUGUAUGAUCACGCGUACAGAAGCCAGUACUCUAGCUAUCCCACUGAAGUAGACAUACCGACUGAUGACGUCACAAUGGUCGAAGCGACUAAGUAUGAGCCCGAAGUACCUUUAAACUUAAUCUGCAGCAAAAAAGACUGCAAGCCUAUCGAGGAACUAGUCAGAACUGAUUCACCCCUAGAUUUAAGCACCAAGUAUUAUAAAUAAAACAUUAAAUUAUA